Messenger RNA from Carlito syrichta (Philippine tarsier), 4375 nucleotides. It is a transcript of the gene AXL, whose product is annotated as AXL receptor tyrosine kinase. Gene Ontology annotation, molecular function: protein binding; ATP binding; transmembrane receptor protein tyrosine kinase activity. The transcript has 20 exons. Lineage: Eukaryota; Metazoa; Chordata; Mammalia; Primates; Tarsiidae. The record is from RefSeq and is a predicted model, not a curated record. The coding region runs from base 168 to 2852 and encodes 894 amino acids. Gene Ontology annotation, biological process: multicellular organism development; platelet activation; positive regulation of phosphatidylinositol 3-kinase/protein kinase B signal transduction. Gene Ontology annotation, cellular component: signaling receptor complex.
AAGGCGGCUGGUGAGCAGAAACUGCCGAGGGCCCCCCCACCCUCGCUGUGCCAGGCAGGCAGUGCCAAAUCCGGGGAGCCCGGAGCUGGGGGGAGGGCCGGGGACAGCCCGGCCCUGCCCCCUCCCCCACGGGGUGCCCAGCAACUUCUGAGGAAAGUUUGGCGUCAAUGUCGUGGUGGUGCCCCAGGAUGGGCAGAAUCCCGCUGGCCUGGUGCUUGGCGCUGUGCUGCUGGGGGUGCAUGGCCCCCAAAGGCACACAGGCGGAAGCAGACCCCUUUGUGGCAAGCCCAGGGAACAUCACAGGUGCCCGGGGACUCAUGGGAACCCUUCAGUGUGAGCUCCAAGUUCAAGGAGAGCCCCCCGAGGUGACCUGGCUUCGGGACAGACAGAUCUUAGAGCUGGCGGAGAGCACUCAGACCCAGGUGCCCCUGGGCGAAGACGGGGAGGACGACUGGAAAGUAGUCAGCCAACUCAGAAUCUUCUCCCUACAACUUUCAGACGUGGGGCAGUACCAGUGUAUGAUUGUCCUAGGAGGACAGACCUUCGUGUCCCAGCCUGGCUACGUUGGGCUAGAGGGCCUGCCUUACUUCUUGGAGGAGCCUGAGGACAGGACUGUGGCUGCCAACACCCCCUUUAACCUAACCUGUCAAGCCCAAGGACCCCCAGAACCUGUUGACCUACUCUGGCUCCAGGAUGCUGUACCCCUGGCCACAGCCCCGGGCCAAGGCCCCCAGCACAGCCUGUAUGUUCCAGGCCUGAACAAGACAUCCUCUUUUUCCUGUGAAGCGCAUAACGCCAAGGGGGUCACCACAUCCCGCACAGCUACCAUCACAGUGCUCCCCCAGAGACCCCGCAACCUCCACCUGGUUUCCCGCCAACCCACGGAGCUGGAGGUGGCUUGGACCCCAGGCCUGAGUGGCAUCUACUCUCUCACCCACUGCACCCUGCAGGCUGUGCAGUCAGACGAUGGGGUGGGCACCUGGCUGGGAGAGCCAGAUCCCCCGGAGGAGCCCCUCAACUUGCAAGCAUCCGUGCCCCCACACCAACUUCGGCUGGGCAGCCUCCAUCCCCACACCCCUUACCACAUACGUGUGGCAUGUGCUAGCAACCAGGGUCCCUCAUCCUGGACCCACUGGCUUCCCGUGGAGACGCCGGAGGGAGUGCCCCUGGGCCCCCCCGAGAAUGUUAGUGCCGUGCGGAAUGGGAGCCAGGCCUUCGUGCAUUGGCAGGAGCCAAGGGCGCCCCUGCAGGGCACCCUGUUAGGGUACCGGCUGGCAUAUCGAGGCCAGGACACCCCUGAGGUGCUCAUGGAUAUAGGGCUAAAACGAGAGGUGACCCUGGAGCUGCGGGGAGAUGGGCCUGUGCCCAACCUGACAGUGUGUGUGGCUGCCUACACCGCUGCUGGGGAUGGGCCCUGGAGCCUCCCCGUGCCCUUGGAGCCCUGGCACCCAGGGCAAGGACAGCCAGUUCACCAGCUGGUGAGUGAACCCCCAGCUCCUGCCUUCUCAUGGCCCUGGUGGUAUGUACUGCUGGGAGCAGUUGUGGCCGCUGCCUGUGUCCUCGUCUUGGCCCUAUUCCUUGUCCAUCGGCGGAAAAAGGAGACUCGUUAUGGAGAAGUGUUUGAGCCAACAAUGGAAAGAGGAGAACUGGUCGUCAGGUACCGUGUGCGCAAAUCUUACAGUCGCCGGACCACUGAAGCCACCUUGAACAGUCUGGGCAUCAGUGAAGAGCUGAAGGAGAAGCUGCGGGACGUGAUGGUGGACCGACAUAAGGUGGCCCUGGGGAAGACCCUGGGAGAAGGAGAAUUUGGAGCUGUGAUGGAGGGCCAGCUCAACCAGGAUGACUCCAUCCUCAAGGUGGCUGUGAAGACGAUGAAGAUUGCUAUCUGCACAAGGUCAGAGCUGGAGGAUUUCCUGAGUGAAGCUGUCUGCAUGAAGGAAUUCGAUCACCCCAACGUCAUGAGGCUCCUCGGCGUCUGUUUUCAGGGCUGUGAACGAGAGGGCUUCCCGGCACCUGUGGUCAUCUUGCCUUUCAUGAAACAUGGAGAUCUGCACAGUUUCCUCCUCUAUUCCCGGCUUGGGGACCAGCCAGUGUUCCUGCCCACUCAGAUGCUAGUGAAGUUCAUGGCGGACAUCGCCAGUGGCAUGGAAUACCUGAGUACCAAGAGAUUUAUACACCGGGACCUGGCUGCCAGGAACUGCAUGCUGAAUGAGAAUAUGUCCGUGUGUGUGGCGGAUUUUGGGCUCUCUAAGAAGAUCUACAACGGGGACUACUACCGCCAGGGACGCAUUGCCAAGAUGCCAGUCAAGUGGAUUGCCAUUGAGAGCCUGGCUGACCGCGUCUACACCAGCAAGAGCGAUGUGUGGUCCUUUGGGGUGACAAUGUGGGAGAUUGCCACACGGGGCCAGACCCCGUAUCCAGGAGUGGAGAACAGUGAGAUUUAUGACUACCUGCGCCAGGGAAAUCGUCUGAAACAGCCUGUGGACUGCCUGGAUGGACUGUAUGCCCUGAUGUCCAGGUGCUGGGAGCUAAACCCCCGGGACCGGCCGAGUUUUACAGAGCUGCGGGAAGACCUGGAGAACACCCUGAAGGCCCUGCCCCCUGCCCAGGAGCCCGAUGAAAUCCUCUAUGUCAACAUGGAUGAGGGUGGAGGUCAUCCUGAGCCCCUUGGAGCUGCCGGAGGAGCUGACCCCCCAGCCCAGCCUGACCCGAAGGAUUCCUGUAGCUGCCUCACCGCGGCCGAGGUCCAUCCUGACAGACGCUAUGUCCUCUGCCCUUCCACAGCCCCUGGCCCCACUCUGCCUGCUGACAGGGGCUCCCCAGCAGCCCCAGGGCAGGAGGAUGGCGCCUGAGACAACCCUUCACCUGGAACUCCCUCUCAGGACCCAAGCUAGGCACUGCCACUGGGGGAAACUCCAUGCCCCCCACUUUUCCACUCCAGGCCUUAUCCCCAACUGACCCCCUGUCUUCCUGCCAUCUCCAUCCCAGACACAUUCUUCCCCUCCUCUGUGCUGUAGCAUCACCAGCUGUAAAAGGAGGGGGUUGGACUGUAAUCUUAAAGAGUCCUCCCAGGUCCAACAUUCCAAGAUUCUAAGGCUUAAAGUGUCUAGAUUCAAAGGUACUAGGUUUCCAAGAUGCUGAGUCUUUGAUUCUAAGGACCUGAAAUUCCAAAGUCUGUCGUUCUAAAGUGCUCACAUUCUAGAAUGGAAGUUCUAAGGCCUACUAUUCUGAGGCUCUGAGAUUCUGUGGCUAUAGAUUUUCUGGUUCUAAGAUUUUUGAUAAGACCCCAAGAUUUUAGGCUCUAAAGCUCUAAGAUUCUAGUUCUAGGACUCAAGACUCUAUGAGUCUAGAUUUUUAUUUUUCUAGGGUUCCAAGUCCUUAAGGUGUAAGAGUCUAGAUUCUACAAUCCUAAAGAUUCUAUAAUUCUAGACAUGGAGGUUCUAAGGCCUACUGCUCUAAAAUUCUAUGUUCUAAGGCUCUUAGAGCCUAGAUCCUCUGGCUGUAAGACUCUAGAUCAUAAAGCUUCAAAAUUUUAUCGUCUCAAGUUCUAAGGUUCUAAUAAUGGUCAGUUAUAGUUUCUGAGGCUUUAUGAUUAUAGAUUCUCUUGUAUGAGAUCCUGGAUCCUAAGGGUCUAAGAUUCUAGAAUAUGCAAUUUAAAAGUUCUAAGAGUGUAAAGAUGAGGGUUCUAAGGUCUAAUGUUCUAAGGUGUGAUAUUCUAAGACUUAGUCUAAGAAUCUAGGUUCUCUGUGUCUAAGAUUCUAGAUCAGAUGCUCCAAGAUUCUAGAUUAUUAAACUCAAAGAUUCUAAUAUUGGUCUGUUCUGUUUCUAGGCACUCUAGAUUGUAUCAAUCCAAGAUUUUGCAUCCUAAGCAUCUAAGUUACAAGACUCUUUCACUCAGUUGUGACUAACCAGACACCAAAGUUCUAGCCAUUUCUGAUGUUGGACACCUUUAGGUUCUAUGCUGCAUUCUGCCUUUCUAGGAUCACAGUUAAGUGUCCAAGAAUCCACAUUUGUAAAAUCUUAAAGUCUAGGCACUGUAGUUCUAAGACUCAAGUGUUGCAAGCUUCCAAAAUUCUAAAGGUCCACAGGUCUAGAAUAUUAGGUACAAUGCCAAGGUUUUAACCUUAUUCUGCAGUAUACUGCUGUGUGUCCCUACCCUUCUUAGCCACCUUUGCUUCCUCCUCCCCUCAUGUUGGGGUGUGCACCCCCAAAGCCUGUGCAAUGCAUUAGGGAAGCCUCCUUUCCCCCAGGAAAUGGAGGAACUCCCUCUUUUUGGGCCAUGCUGCCCCCCUGAGCCAAUCCCUCACCCCCCGAGUACAGAGUAUGGACUCUGGUGCCUCCGGAGGGGCUCAGGUCACAUAAAACUUUGUAAUCA